This is a messenger RNA of Panthera uncia (snow leopard), 12299 nucleotides long. RefSeq names its product cyclin D3 (gene CCND3). Gene Ontology annotation, cellular component: cytoplasm; nucleus; cyclin-dependent protein kinase holoenzyme complex. The transcript has 5 exons. The record is from RefSeq and is a predicted model, not a curated record. Gene Ontology annotation, biological process: mitotic cell cycle phase transition; regulation of cyclin-dependent protein serine/threonine kinase activity; positive regulation of G1/S transition of mitotic cell cycle. Bases 10375 to 11253 code for a protein of 292 amino acids. NCBI's taxonomy places the organism in Eukaryota, Metazoa, Chordata, Mammalia, Carnivora, Felidae. Gene Ontology annotation, molecular function: cyclin-dependent protein serine/threonine kinase regulator activity.
GAGAGAGACAGAGCAUGAACGGGGGAGGGGCAGAGAGAGAGGGAGACACAGAAUCAGAAGCAGGCUCCAGGCUCUGAGCCAUCAGCCCAGAGCCUGACGCGGGGCUCGAACUCACGGACCGCGAGAUCGUGACCUGAGCCGAAGUCGGACUCCUAACCGACUGAGCCACCCAGGCGCCCCAGUUGGCAUUUUUCUUACAUCCAGUUUGUUUCAUUCAUUUAUUCAAAGAAGGAUUUGUCUGUUUUUUGGUUUUGGGGUUUUUUGUUUUUUUUUUUGGACACCUACUAUGGAUCAGGUGCCAUUCUGUUUUGGUGGGGUGGUGAGGGAGUGGACAAACCAGAAACAGAUCUAGGACGUUAGUGACACAUGUCGUGUCUGUUCCAGAAAUAGCUGAGUGUGGGGUGCCUGGGUGGCUCAGUUGGUUAAGCCUCUGACUUUGGCUCAGGUCGCGAUCUCAUGGUUUGUGAGUUCAAGCCCCGCGUCGGGCUCUGUGCUGACAGCUGAGAGCCUGGAGCCUGCUUCGGAUUCUGUGUCUCCCUCUCUUCCCCUCCUAUGCUCGUGCUCUCUCUCUCUCUCUCUCUCUCUCUCGCUCUGUCUCUCUCAAAAAUAAAGAAACAUUAAAAAAAAAAUAGCCGAGUGCAUGAGAGAAUGGUGGGAAAUGGGGUGGGAGCAGAUCACGUAGGAUCUUCAGGGCACCAUGAGGGCUUUGGCAGUCACCAGGAGUGAAAUGGGAGCCACUAGGGCAUCAGUGUGUCUAGAUGAGGGCAGUGGGGGGUGGGGGGUAAGGGUGGAUUAGGGACCCCCGUUGGGAGGCUAUGCCACAGUAAUCCAGCUGAUGCAACAGUGCCAGAGUGGUGGCAGUGGAAACAGAAAAAAGGGAGGGAUUGGAGUUGUAUUGGGGGCAUAGAAUCAACCAGAAAUAGGUGAUGGGAUGGAUGUGGGGGACCAAUAAGGACAAGGAAGAAUUGAAUUUGGACCAGAGAGGUAGCAGAGGAGAAGAGAAGAGGGUGGUUCUAGAGAUGCUUUGAAAGCGCGUCUGUGUUCUGCUGAUGGACGGAUGUGGGAUUUGAAAGAGAGGCGUCAGGGGUGACACCAAGUAUUUUGGCCCUUGUUUUGGAAGAAUGGAGUUGCCAUUUGCUGAUAGGGGGAAGCCUGUGGGAGGAGCAUUUUUGGUGGGGGAAGAUUAGGAUCUCAGUUUUGGAGAAGUUGAAUUUAAAGGUGCCUGUUGGACAUCCCUGUGGAGUAGCCAAGAAGGCAGCCUCCGAUGUGAAACAGAAACAGAGAACAGGUCACCUCACAUGCCAGCUCUGAUUUCUCUGAUUGGUAAUGAUGCCCGCAAGUGCUGUGUUGAGAUUUUGUGUGUUUUUUUUGUUUUUUGGGUUUAAAAAAUUUUUUUUAACGUUUUUAUUUAUUUUUGAGACAGAGCAUGAACCGGGGAGGGUCAGAGAAAGAGGGAGACACAGAAUCCGAAGCAGGCUCCAGGCUCUGAGUUGUCAGCACAGAGCCCGACACAGGGCUUGAACUCACGGACCGUGAGAUCAUGACCUGAGCCGAAGUUGGACACUUAACUGACUGAGCCACCCAGGUGCCCCUCUUCUUUUUUUCAAUGUUUAUUUUUGAGAGAGAGAGAGACAGAGACAGAGCACAAGCAGGAGAGGGGCAGAGAGAGGGAAACAGAAGCAGGCUCCAGGCUGCUGUUAGCACAGAGCCCAACGUGAGGCUUGAACUCAUGAAACAUGAGAUCAUGACCUGAGCUGAAGUCAUUUGCUUAAAGGACUGAGCCACCCACGUGCCCCUAAAAUGUCUUAGUAUGUUCUAUAAUGUGCAUGAUAUAUUAGAGUAGUAGGUAUGGGCAUUAUUUAUAAAUUAUUCUACGUAGGAAGGAUAUGCUCAGUUUUUACUGAGGAAUGGACAAAUACUUCUGAAGAUUACCAAUUUGAAAUAUUGUACAUCAGGUGCUCAAAAUUGUGACCUGAAAUACUGUAUGUACCCUGAAGUGUCUCCUGAAUCCUUUAAGGAAAAACAAAAUUAUGUUCAGUUUGGUGGGGCACCUGGGUGGCUCAGUUGGUUAAGUGUCAGACUCUUGGCUUCAGCUCGGGUCGCGAUCUCGUGGGUCGUGAGAUUGCUCUGACAGUGUGGAGCCUACUUGGGAUUCUCUCUCUCUCUCUCUCUCUCUCUCUCUCUCUCUCUCUCUCUGCUUCUCUCCUGCUUGCACUCUCCCUCAAAAUAAAAAAGUAAACAUUAAAAAAAAAAAGUGUCAGAGACUGUUCUAGAGUAAAAGAGAUCGAAAAGUUAGGGUAACCUGUGCACCUGAGUGGCUCAGUCGGUUAAGCGUCUGACUUCAGCUCAGGUCAUGAUCUUAUGGUUUGUGAGUUCGGGCUCCGCAUCAGGCUGUCUGCUGUCAGCACAGGGCCUGCCUCUCUGUCCCUUUCUCUCUCUGCCCCUCCCCUGCUUGUGCUCUCUGUCUCAAAGAAAAAAAAAAAAAAAAAAAGAUUUAGGGUAACAAUGCGAACAUGAUCCUUCAUGGGAUCUUGGGUUGAGAAGGAAAAACGCUACAAAAGAAUAUUAGUAAGAACAACUGGGGAACUUUGUAUAUAGAUUGUUUAUGGUAUUGUGUUAGUGUAAAUGGUAUUUACACUAUGGUAUUGUUUAUGGUAUUGUGUUAGUAUAUACAAAUUUAGUGUAAACUUUGUAUAUAGAUUGUUUAUGGUAUAGUGUUAGUGUGGUCAUGUGGAAGACUGUUGCGUUCUUAGGAGAUCCAGGCUGAAAUAUUUAGGGAUGAGGAGUCAUGAUGUUUGUAAUUAGGUCUCAAAUUUUAUUUUAUUUUAUUUUAUUUUAUUUUAUUUUAUUUUAUUUUAUUUAUUUUUUUGUUAUUUAUUUAUUUUUAAAUGCUUAUUUAUUUUUGGGAGAGAGAGAGAGAGAGAGAGAGAGAGAGACAGAAUCCCAAGCAGGCUUCAGGCUAGGAGCUGUCAGUGAACCUGACACAGGUCUUGAAUUCAGGAGUGUGGGAUCAUGACACCUGAGCCAAAGUCAGACGCUUAACCGACUGAACCACCAGGUGCCCUUAUCUUAUUUUUUUAUUUUUUCCCCUCCCUGGCCCCUGAGACCGUGUUUAGUAUACUAGAUUGUUUCAUUGACUGGAACACUGUCUUCUUCACCCUUUCUGAGGCAAAGAAAUUGCCAGAUCUUCACCACUGCUAUAGAAAUCCCUGGCAUGUUUUAUUUUCUAGCUGCCUCCACGUGCGUUGUAUUACAUUUAUUAUCAUAAAUAGUCCAUAUGGGUAAAGAAGUUUGUGCCUUUGGGGCACCUGGGUGGCUCAGUCGGUUAAGCGGCCGACUUCGGCUCAGGUCAUGAUCUCACCAUCCGUGAGUUCGAGCCCCGUGUCGGGCUCUGUGCUGACCGCUCGGAGCCUGGAGCCUGUUUCGGAUUCUGUGUCUCCCUCUCUCUGACCCUCCCUCAUUCAUGCUCUGUCUCUCUCUGUCUCAAAAAUAAAUAAACGUUAAAAAAAAAUUAAAAAAAAAAAAAAAAGAAGUUUGUGUCUUUAAGUGCCACAGUCCCAAUUAACUUUUUUAAUGGCUCACCAUAUGUCAGGCAGUGUUCUAUGUGUUUUACACAUAAGAGCCUGUUUUCAGCCUCACAGCUGCUCUGUAGGGGAGGUGCUACUAUUAUCCUCAUUUUCAGAAAAGGAAACUGAGGCACGGAUAGGUGGUAUAGAGGGAGUGCCGAGCAGCGUGGCCCCAGGCCGGGCCCUGCAGUAUUUACCACCCGCUCCUGGCCAUACACUUCACAUCACGAGCUGGGUCAUAGACGUUUGCUACAGCUUCCAUACCGGGAAGGAGGAGGGCUUCUGCCGCUCAGACUUUUGCUUUUCUCUGAGGGGUUCUGGGUGCAUGUCCAUAGCGGAAAGGGUGCUCCUGGAGAGAGGCCAAAACAACGACAACAGAAACUACUGCUUUUGAGGGCUCGCUGUGUGCCAGGCAGUGUGAGAUGUUUCGUCCUCAGAAUCUCACCAUGCCAUAAGAGCAUUAUCCUCAUCAGACAAAAGAGGAAACAGAAAAAGAGCGGUUCCAGUAACUCCCUCAGAGUCAUGAGGCUUUGAACUCCAGCAGCCUGACUCCAGAGCCUUCCCCUCCCCCAAGCCUGCCUUGCCUCUACCUGUCCUCUGAAUGGGUCUGAAGGUAACCGAGCCCCAGCCUGGAGACCAGAGACAGGCCGGGUUGGUGGGGGGUGGGGGGGAGCUGGGCCUCACCCAUCACUUUGUUCACCCCCUCAGUUCCCAGAUGGGGACAUUUCAGUGACAAAGGGGAGGAGGAGUGGGAGAAGAAGAGGAGGAAGAGAGCAUUGUAAUGCUUCCUUCUUGGGGCUUUUCAUCUGGCCUGUGACAUUCCAUUCCCACCCCUCCUCUAACUGGCGUUUCAUUGAGUAACUUUUUCUGAUUGAGUGCACCUGGGCAGAAACUCCUCCCAUAUUGGCCCUGGUCAUUGCUAUGUCGUGUUUUUUUUUUUUUUUUUCCUUACAAAAAACAAGGGGAGCCCCUAUUCCUUUGAGGUAGAGGUGGUUGUUGAAGUGCCCAGGCAGAUCAGCCAACAUUCCAGGAACCGCUCUGAUCUAGUGCUCACCUGCCCCUUUAGAGGACAGCCGGCUCGUCACUGACUGGCUCCUGGGCCCUGGAGGUUCAGGAUGACUCAGCUCUGGGCAUGGCAGUCCCGGCCAGGGGCGAGGCCGAGGUAUCCCUCAAAAUGCCCUGCUCGCCAGGAGCUCCCUUUCCCAGGGUACAAGUUCACACCCUUACCUUCCUGGACGGGCAGUCUCUGUGUGCCUCUUCCUCAGUAAAUCAACAACUCGUAAAUCAACACACCCUCUCGGACUAGCACGAGAGGCAGAAGAAGGAAUCAGUGAAGAGCAGGGACUCUGCAGACUGCCUGGGUUGAAUCCUGCUCCUGCCACUGACGUCCUGUGUGAACUUGGGCAAAUUAUUUAGCUGCCCUGAGUAUUAGUUUCCUUUUAUGUAAAAUGGGGGGAAAUAAUCAUAUACUUCUCAUAACGUUGAUGGGGAACAUUGAAUACCUAUUGGGUACCCAGGUAUUGUCCCUGCAGGUAUUGUACCCAGGUACCCAGGACACAGUGAGCUCUCCAUAAAGGACUGAUAUUAUUAUUUUAAUGUUUAUUUAUUUUUGAGAGACAGAGUGUGAGUGGGAGAGGGGCAGAGAGAGAGGGAGACUCAGAAUCCGAAGCCGGCUCCAGGCUCUGAGCUGUCAGCCCAGAGCCGGACCUGGGGCUCGAACUCACGAACUGUGAGAUCAUGACCUGAGCCAAAGUCAGACACUUAACUGACUGAGCCACCCAGGUGCCCCAAAGACUGAUAUUAUUGCUGGUGGUCACAGCCCAGUGCUGGGUCUCGUAGAAGAGACACACAUAAAGGACACAGUCCCCUCCUUAAGAAGAGGCAGCAUACAGUUAAAAAGUGUAUGGUUUGGGGGGAGCUAAGCGGACCUUCAGUACGUUAUUUAAUUCCAUUGGUACGUCAGUUUUCCCAUCCCCAAAACAAUUCUUAGAGGGUGAGAUGGUGGAUGAUAAACACCCUGCUCGGUGCCUGCCACAUUGUUGGCUCUCAAUACAUAUGGAUUCUCUUUCCCUUUCUGGGAGCUACACUCUGGAGAGGGACAGAGAGCAGAUCCAGAACCAGCCAGCCAAAUGUUUAGUUUUAGGGCAUGUACAGUUGGAUCCACAGAAGCUUGGAGGCCAGAGGAUUGGUUCCUGUAGUUGGAUUGUUCUAGGAAGGUUUCUUGGGAGAGGGUGGACCCUAGUUGGGGCUGAAAGGAUGACUAAAUAAAUGGAGCAGAGAGCAUAAAUGGGCUGACCAGUGGUAGAAGGGGGAUUGAAGAGAUAAGGAGGGCAGUGAGAGGUCCGGUCGUGUUUGUAGAGGUCUGCAUAGAAGAAGAUUGUUUCCUUUCUCAUAUUGUCUAACUGGAAUUUUCUGUGCUAACUUACAUACCUCUCGCUGUAGUUGAAGACAAGUUCUCUUAGAAGGACCAUGGUUAUUUCAGACUAAAUGAGCUUUUGGUGUUUUUCUUAAGCACUUUUGUGCUUGAUAUUGGGGUAAAGACCAGGUGAAUUUCCUUAGAUAAAAGGUGAAGGAAUUCUGAGGGCCAAUUCCCAGUCAAGUUUUUUGACCCUGAAUGUCCCAAAUAAGGCAUACUGUGAAGUGCAAGGACCAGGCCAAGGGGUGCUUAGAGCAGAGAAGUGAGUGAUAAAGAAAGAACUGAUUGUUAAAUCAGUGUCAUGGACAUUUGGGUGAUAAUUUGGGAAAAGUAAGGCAACAGCCCCACUUAAUAAGAUAUCAUGAAUAAAUGUAGGUAACAAUUUACACAUUAUAAAAAACCUGGAGCACCUGGGUGGCUCAGUGGGUUAAGUGUGCGACUCUUGAUUUCACCUCAGGUCAUGAUCUCAGUGGUUCCUGAGGUUGAGUCCCGUGUUGGGCUGUGUGUUGCAGGCUCUGUGCUGACAGCUUGGAGUCGGCUUGGGAUUCUCCCCCCUCCCCUGCUCCUCCCCUGCUUGCAGGCUUGUGCACCUGCGGGGUCUCUCUCUCUCAAAUAAAACAAACAAACAAAAAAAACCAACAACCCAACUUUAUAGUAUGUACUCUUGGAAAUGCAGAUUUUGGGGGCCUCAUUACAGACUUGAAGAAUGAAAAGCCCUGAGGCCAGGCCCAGAAAACUGCAUUUUCAACAAGUUCCCUGGGUGAUAAAAAAAAAAAAAAAAAAAUUCACCUAUAAAUAUUUCCUAUGCUUUCUUGUAAUGCUUCUAUAAUAUUAAGAUGGGCAAAGCAUGAUUCAAAGGCAUAAGUCAUUAUAGAAAAUAUCAAUAGAUAAGGCUAUAUAAAAUAAAAACCUAUUUGUACAACAAAGAAACAGAAAAAAGAAAUCUACCAUGAACCAAAAAUAAAAGGCAAAUGAUGAACCAAAAAAAAUUUUGCAAAAUAUAUGAUAAAGAAAAAAUAUGAAAAGGGGUGUCCUUUCAAUGUAACGAGCACUUAUAAAUCAAUAAAAACAAUUCCUAUAAAAGAAUGGGCAAAGGAUAUAAAUAGGUAAUUUACAUAAGAAAUGUAAAUGUCUAAUAAUAGUCAAUAUUCUUACUGAUAUUCCGCUUUUUAUCUUUCCAGUUUUUCUCCAUAAAGAACAUGUGGCAUAUGUAUGUGUAUGUGUGUGUGUGUGUGUGUGUGUGUGUGUGUGUAUAAUAUAUAUAAUGAAAGAUCAUUCAGCCAUAAAAAAAAAUCCUGCCAUUUACAACAACAUUGACAGACCUUGAGGGCAUUACAUUAAAUGAAAUAAGACAGACAAAGAAAGAUAAGUACUAUAUGACCUCAUUUUUUUUUUUUAUAUGAUCUCAUUUGUAUGUGGAAUCUAAGAAAACCAAAUUCAGACACAGAGAACAGAUUGUUGGUUGUCAGAGGCAGGGAGUGGGGAGGUUUGGGGGGCUGAGGGAAGUGGCAAAAGGUGAUCAAAAGGUCCAGACUUUUAAUUAUAAGGUAGAUGAGUUCUGGAGAUGUAAUGCACAACAUGGUGACUAUAGUUAACAAUAUUGUGUAUUUGCAAGUUGCUAAGAGAGCAGAUCUUAAAAGUUCUCAUCGGAAGGAAAAAAUGUAACUAUGUGAGGAGACAGAUGUUAACUAAAUUUAUUGUGGUAGUCAUUUUGCAACAUUUACAUAUAUCAAAUCCCUAGGUUGUAUACCUUAAAUUAAUAUAACUGAUAUAUAUGUCGAUUGUAUCUCAAUAAAACUGGAAAAAAUUUUAAGAUAAAAAAUAAUGGUGAUUUGCUGUCUUAUCAAAGGUACAGUUUUCUUAUCUCAAUAGUCCUACUCAGUAAUUCUAAAAGUAAAGAAACACCUUCCUUCAGGACAGAUCUAGUUUCUGGUUCUGUACUUAUUUCAAAAGCUAUAAGUUUUUAGUUCUCCUGCACCCUAAAAGCUUCUUACACUUCAACAUCUUUGUUCCUUCCAUAACUUCAUACCUAAUCUUUUUAAUUUUAAAUGUAUUGUUCUCUUUAAUGAAAGAGUGCAUUGCAAUGAAUAAGUAGCUGAAGAAACUGCAUGUUUGUGUUUUUGAAGACAGGAGUAAAGGACUUACAAGAUCACACAAGGCACAUGGCACAGAUACAUGUUGAUACAACAAGGGUUCUUGAAUUAAAAUUAUAUGUAAUUGUUAAUAUGCCAUUUUCAUCUCUCCAGCUGGUAGUGUUCGUUUUUUCUUCAAGUUUUCUAAUGUUUGUUCAUUAGAUUGGCUCAGCCUUUUAGCAGGAAAAUUUGGUAAUAAGAACUGUAUCAAAAGCCUUGGAAUGUUUCAUAACCUUACAUUGAGAAAUUCCACUUCUAGAAAUUAAUUCACUUCUAGAAACAAUCAUGAGUAUGCACAAAGAUACUACCACAAAAGCAUUUUACUGUAUUGUUUUUAAUAGGGAAGAACUAGAAACACGUUAGAUUUCCAAUAAUUCAGCUUUGGUAAAAUGCAUUAUGAUACAUUCACCAGUGGCAUACUACGUAGCCAUUAAAAAUGUAUACACUAUUUAGGGGCUCCUGGGUGGCUCAGUCAUUGAGUGCCCUAUUCUUGAUUUUGGCCCAGGUCAUGAUCACAGGGUUGUGGGAUUGAGCCUUGAGAAGGGCUCCACACUGAGCCUGGAGCCUGUUUGAGAUUCUCUCUCUCUCUGUCUGUCUGUCUGUCUCUCUCUCUCUCUCUCUGCCUCUCUCCCCCGCUUGCAUGCUCCCUUUCUCUCUAAAAUAAAUAAAAUUUUUAAAAAUUAAGAAAAAAUACAUAGACUAUUUAAUGACAUGGAAAAGUCCUAACAGUAUUCUUUUUAGUGGGGUGAAAAGCCAGCUUACAAAACAGCUUACAAUGAUCUUAUUCCUAAAAAUAUGUGUUCAUUCACAGAACAAUUGUAGAAAAAAUAAACAUUGACAUUUUAAGGGGUUCUCUCUGGAGAAAUUGUAGGUAGCUGUUAUUUCCUUUUUUGUGUGUCUUAUCCAUAUUGUCAAAGUUUUCUAGAAUGUAAAUGAACAUUUCCAUGAUAUGAAAAUGACGGUAAAACGUAUUCUAUAAAACGGAACAACUCACUGAGAGAAUGUUUAGCGUAGAACUUGCUGUAACAGUGUCCUGUCUCUUAACAAGUCACUUCUGUGGCUCCUUCCUCGGGAGGGCCCCAGGAGAGGCAGGGAUCGCCAAGGCCUCCUCCCAUUUGAAGCCUUACUAGAGGCCUGUGGUCUGCCUCUUGGUCAUGUAGAAUCCAGCUUUGGGGAAACUGCAAAGUAACCCAAAGUUUGGGAAGUAGGUUUAUAGAGUCUGAGCUAGAAACUCCUUCUCAGAGGAUCUAGUUUCUCCGCCCACGUUUUCCUCAAACAGAAACUAAGGCCUACUUCGGGGCUUGUCCAAGGCCACACAGCCAACUGAAUGACAAGGUGAGGCCUUGAAUCCUUGGCCUUUCCGCCCGGUUGUAUUUGUGUAAUACGCAGAUUUAGACCGGCCCUUCUCAUACUUUAAUGUGCACGGGGAUCACCAGGGAUCUUGUUGAAAUGCAGAUUUUGAUCCGGCUGGUCUCGGUGGGCCACUUCUAACCAGCUCUCGGGGAGUGCCGUUUUUUGUUGGUCUGGGGAAUCGCAGUUUAAGUAGCAGUGGUGUAGAGCACAGAUUCUGGAGCCAGACUUCAGCUUCCAGGUCCUGGCUCUGCCACAGGCUAACUAUGAUUGUUACCCGCGCUGUGCUUCAGUUUCCUCAUCUGCGAAAUCAGUUUAACACCUGAGAGUUUUCGGGAGGAGUUAAUAAGUUGCUACACGUUAAGUGCUUAGGUCGUUGUGCACUACGAAGUGCCCAGUCGAUUAUCAUUCAUAUUGCCCAGAGCAAUCAGCGGGUGCAGUAGGGUUUGUCGAAUGAAUGAAUAACCUUUGGAAAAAAGUUCUUUCCCGGGAGGCUAGCGUCUGAGAAGCAAAAGGGGAGGGCUCGUCGGAGGGGAAGAGGCCCACCUCCAAGGAGCUUCUCUCCAGCGGGUGGUCAGAAGGGCCGGGAGCGCCCGGAAGCCGGCCGGCCCGCGCCCCGCGGACCAAUGCGGCCGCCCGGGGGGAGGGGGCGGCCAGCCAGCCCUUUCCGUCUGGGGCUCCGGCGGCCCCGCCCCUUGCGCGUUGAGACGCUCGCAUUCCACGGUUGCUACAUCGUCGCGAGGGGCGGGGCGCCUGUCAGGGAAGCGGCGCGCGCGCCGGCGCGGGCGGGCUGGGGCUCGGCCGUGCAGUGCCAGCGCCAGCACCAGACCCGCGCCCCGCGCAGUCCCGACCGCCGCCUGCGUUCUGGCUCGCGAGCCCCAGCUCCCGCCCGCCCGUGCGCUGCCCGAGUAUGGAGCUGCUGUGCUGCGAGGGCACCCGGCACGCGCCCCGGGCCGGGCCGGACCCGCGACUGCUGGGGGACCAGCGUGUCCUGCAGAGCUUGCUCCGCCUGGAGGAGCGCUACGUGCCCCGCGCCUCCUACUUCCAGUGUGUGCAGAGGGAGAUCAAGCCGCACAUGCGGAAGAUGCUGGCGUACUGGAUGCUGGAGGUUUGUGAGGAGCAGCGCUGUGAGGAGGAAGUCUUCCCCCUGGCCAUGAACUACCUGGAUCGCUACCUGUCCUGCGUCCCCACCCGAAAGGCGCAGUUGCAGCUCCUGGGUGCGGUCUGCAUGCUGCUGGCCUCCAAGCUGCGCGAGACUACUCCCCUGACCAUCGAAAAACUGUGCAUCUACACCGACCACUCUGUCUCUCCCCGCCAGCUGCGGGACUGGGAGGUGCUGGUCCUGGGGAAGCUCAAGUGGGACCUGGCUGCUGUGAUUGCCCAUGAUUUCCUGGCCCUCAUUCUGCACCGGCUCUCUCUGCCCCGUGACCGGCAGGCCUUGGUCAAAAAACAUGCCCAGACCUUUUUGGCCCUUUGUGCUACAGAUUACACCUUUGCCAUGUACCCACCGUCCAUGAUCGCCACAGGCAGCAUUGGGGCUGCAGUGCAAGGCCUGGGCGCGUGCUCCACGACUGGGGACGAGCUCACCGAGCUGCUGGCAGGGAUCACAGGCACAGAGGUGGACUGCCUGCGGGCCUGUCAGGAGCAGAUUGAAGCUGCGCUCAGGGAGAGCCUCAGAGAAGCCGCCCAGACCUCGCCCAGCCCGGCACCCAAAGCCCCCAGGGGCUCCAGUAGCCAGGGGCCCAGCCAGACCAGCACUCCCACAGAUGUCACAGCCAUUCACCUGUAGCCCCGGAGAGGCCCCCUCCAGUGGCCACUGGCAGCAGAGGAAGGGACACCGCCACCCCCCCUCCCUGCCUGCAGGAACGAGCCACGCCAUGCCACGCCAUGCCACAUCGGAAGCCUGAGGGGGCCCCCUCCUGUUCGCCCCUCCCCAAGCUGAAGGGGGCAGGCCCUACCUAUCCCUGCAGUGUGCACUAAGGGGCCUGGCCAGCCGUGUUUGGGUGGCCCGCCAGGCUCCUCCUUUUCCCUGCGUCUGACCGGCUCCGCUCUUUCCCUGAUCCUAGCUGGCGGUGGGCCAGGCUGGUCGGAAAUGAAAUUGAAGUAGGUAAAAUACAUGCACCAGCGUUCCUUUUUGAGGCCCCCUUAUUUCUGGGGCUCUCGUGUUCUCAAAUGCCAAAAUGCCCCCAGUGCCUUGUAAAGGUGUUGCACCUUCCAGAGUUAAUGUAUUUGGAUUGGGGUCUUUCUGAAGAGAUCUCAGAGAUGCUGAUAGACAUGUGUGAGGGGAAACAGUCUGGACAGCUCCUCCUGACACGCUUUGGAGGCCCCAAUAUAAUCCGUGCGCGCAGCUGCUCCUAGAGGGAGGGACCAGGCCUCUGUCCGAGGGGCGGGCAAGAACCAACCAAUCCCUCCUUGCUUUGCUUUCCGCUCAGCUUCUCCUGUGUGAUUGAGGGGGGUUAGGGUGAAGGAAGAAGUUGUUUUAAUUUAUUAACUGCUUUGAGGACAACUGAAAGAGGGUGUGGUGGGGCCCAUCGACCCCACACGCGGUGGUAACCCUGGUGGUUGCUGCAUCCCUCCCCUCUGCUACUGGCUGGAGGAUCUUUGUGGCCAAGGAGCUGCUACAGCCUGGGGUAGGGCCAUGCCCUCCUCUCCCUCUGGCCCUCUGCCCCUCUCUGGGGGUGGGGGAUGGAGUAGGGAUAAACUGGAGGUGACUGAGCCCCUGUCUGGAGAGGGAGGCAAGCCCUGUUGACACAGGUCUUUCCUACGGCCACAAGGUCCAGGCUGGUGGCCCAGGACCAUCAUGCUACCUUAAUAAAGAUUCUGGAAUAAGCCUGG